AUGUAUGAUGAUGAGUGCAUCUUCCUGACGUUCGUCUGUUUCCGACCAUUUUCGUCUGCUAUCGCGCCGCAUCGCCACCCUCGAUCGUGGCCGUCGCGCGGCUGUCAGUGCCUACUGCGAUCGCACACGGGUGAACCGCCCCCCGCGUCAUUUUCCACUCGGGAACACGCGACACGCCGACAAGGGUGCCGGUAUACGCGAACGAAGAGGUUGUUGCAGAUUUUAGAGCAUUGA
Molecule: messenger RNA, 234 nt
Organism: Acanthoscelides obtectus
Lineage: Eukaryota; Metazoa; Arthropoda; Insecta; Coleoptera; Chrysomelidae
Source: the annotation of a GenBank genome assembly